Molecule: messenger RNA, 1833 nt
Organism: Drechmeria coniospora
Lineage: Eukaryota; Fungi; Ascomycota; Sordariomycetes; Hypocreales; Ophiocordycipitaceae
Product: phenylalanyl-tRNA synthetase, beta subunit
Exons: 3
Coding region: 1-1833 (610 amino acids)
Biological process (GO): phenylalanyl-tRNA aminoacylation
Cellular component (GO): cytoplasm; phenylalanine-tRNA ligase complex
Molecular function (GO): RNA binding; phenylalanine-tRNA ligase activity; ATP binding
Source: RefSeq, a predicted model, not a curated record
AUGCCGACCAUUUCCGUCGACAAGUACAAGCUCUUCGAUGCCCUUGGCCAAAAGUUCACCAAGGCCGAAUUUGAAGAUCUCUGCUUCGACUACGGGAUCGAACUCGAUGAGGACACCGAGGAGGAAGAGAGGCCGGUAGUUGACGGCGUUCAGGAGCCUCCACAGCUCAAGAUUGAGAUCCCUGCGAACCGCUAUGACAUGCUCUGCUUCGAGGGCAUUGCCCUCAACCUCAACAUUUUCCGCGGUCGUGUAGUGCCGCCAAAUUUCAGGGUGGUCGAGCCCCAGGACGAGCAGCAACAAACCAUCACCGUUCUGCCAGCGACGACCGAAGUCAGACCCUUUGUCGCUGGCGCCGUGUUGCGCAACAUCAAGUUCACGCCGGAUCGAUACGAUUCCUUCAUCGCUUUGCAGGACAAGCUGCACCAAAACCUUGCCCGAAACCGAACGUUAGUAUCGAUGGGCACUCAUGACCUUGACACCAUCAAGGGGCCGUUUACAUACGAGGCCCUACGCCCGAAAGACAUCAAAUUCAAGCCUCUGAACCAGACAAAGGAGAUGGAUGGAGAGGAACUCAUGACCUUUUAUGACAAGGACAAGCAUCUGGGCCGUUUCCUUCAUAUCAUUCGAGACGCACCCGUAUAUCCCGUCAUAUAUGAUGCCAACCGAGUGGUGUGUUCGCUACCGCCCAUCAUCAAUGGCGAGCACUCCAAAAUUACGCUCAACACUACCAAUGUCUUCAUCGAGAUCACCGCUACCGAUCUGACAAAGCUUCAGAUUGUUACCGAUAUUUUGGUCACUAUGUUCUCUGCCUACUGCGCAGAACCGUUCACCGUCGAGCCUGUUAAGAUCGUGUCCGAGCACAAUAACCUGACCCGAGUUACUCCUGCUCUCAAACCCAGAGUCGUGCACGUCGAGGUAAACUAUCUCAACAGCUGUACGGGUCUAAAGGAAACACCAGAGUCGCUCUGCAAGCUUCUGACAAAGAUGGCCUACGUCUCCCAACCAUCCGAUCGGGACUCGAACCUCUUGGAAGUCACCAUCCCGCUCACCCGUGCCGAUAUCCUUCACCAGUGUGACAUUAUGGAAGAUCUUGCCGUCUGCUACGGGUUCAACAAGCUGCCUCGGACCGCUCCCACGCGGGGUGCUACUGUUGGUGCGCCACUUAUGAUCAACAAGCUCAGCGACAUUGUUCGUGUCGAGGCCGCCAUGGCGGGCUGGAGUGAAGUCAUGCCUCUCAUCCUGUGCAGCCAUGAUGAGAACUUUGCGUGGCUAAACCGCGAGGACGAUGGUAAGACUGCUAUCCGUCUCGCCAAUCCGAAAACACUCGAGUACCAAGUUGUGCGGACUUCGCUUUUGCCUGGACUUCUCAAGACCAUCCGAGAGAAUAAGGGUCACAGCAUGCCCAUCAAGAUCUUUGAAGUUGCCGAUGUGGCUUUUAAGGACGAAUCUGAAGAGCGCAAGGCCCGCAACGAGCGUCACUUUGCUGCCGCCUGGGGUGGCAAGUCGAGUGGAUUCGAGGUCGUCCACGGUCUUCUUGACCGUAUCCUGCUCAUGCUUCGGACUGCAUUCGUGACGCACGAGGAAGGGUUGACCAUGAACAAGGAUAUCGACAUCGAGGCAAAGAAGAACUCCGCCAAGCCGGAUGGCUACUGGAUCGAGGAGCUGGAUGAAGCUACCUUUUUUGCCGGUCACGCUGCCGCCGUCUUCCUUCGCUUGGGAGGCAAGGAGCGUCGUAUCGGCGAGUUUGGAAUUUUACACCCCGCCGUGCUGGAGAAGUUUGACCUCCGAUAUCCCGUCAGUACUCUGGAGAUCAACCUGGAUGUCUUUUUAUGA